This is a messenger RNA of Pangasianodon hypophthalmus (striped catfish), 5905 nucleotides long. It is a transcript of the gene stim1a, whose product is annotated as stromal interaction molecule 1a. Gene Ontology annotation, biological process: intracellular calcium ion homeostasis; activation of store-operated calcium channel activity; store-operated calcium entry. Gene Ontology annotation, cellular component: plasma membrane; endoplasmic reticulum. The coding region runs from base 529 to 2829 and encodes 766 amino acids. Gene Ontology annotation, molecular function: protein binding; calcium ion binding; calcium channel regulator activity. The record is from RefSeq and is a predicted model, not a curated record. Lineage: Eukaryota; Metazoa; Chordata; Actinopteri; Siluriformes; Pangasiidae. The transcript is spliced from 13 exons.
CCUGUCUGCAGUCUUUCAAAAAAGCGUGCUAGUGAGGAGUGAGGAAGCGGGGGCGAGUGUGAGGGGGAAACAGGACAGAUACACAGCCUGUCUUUCAGUGCACGCUGAAAUUUGGAUAUCUGAGGGAUUUAUUAAAAGGAUUAGCACAAGUCUGUCUUGUAAUUUCCUGAGUUUAGCUGGUGAGAAGCUUUUCCCAGCAGCCGUCUGUUGGCUGGUGUACAGGCACUCCGUACUGAUCCAUUGCAAUGCAGGUCGAGCUGAGCUGAGCACAGACAGCUCACUCCACUACACUGAGCUGUACCAAGCGACGAGCUGAUCUUAUCUCUUAUUUCUGAAUUAAACAACCAGGAGGACUGGUUCUAGUGACUCUAACAAGCGUCCAGGCUGUCAGCUGUGUUUGCAGGGUGUCUCAAUGGAGAGCUGCGGUCAGGACUCUCCCUGGAGCUGGAAUAGGACAUAAAGGAUCCUGUGAAUUUUUUACAUCUCAAGAAGUCGACGCAAAUCUGAGAUCGAGCCAGAAGUCUCGCUAUGGAUUUCAGCAAACUGGCAGCUUUGUGGAUCGUCUGCUUAUGUUUGCUCGGGGACUGUCGAGCCGACAAGCUCAGUCAAGUUAGCACAGAGCCCCAACAACUCGACAACGAGCUGUGCCGCAUCGACGAGCCCCUGUGCCAAGACGAAAAUGCCAUUCUCAGUUUCGAGGCCAUCCGGAGCAUUCACAAGCAGAUGGACGACGACGCUAACGGAAACGUGGACGUCGCAGAGACGGAUGGGUUCUUGAGAGAGGACCUGAACUACCACGACCCCAAAGCCAAGCACAACAGUUUUCAUGGUGAUGACCAGUUCAUCAGUGUGGAGGACCUGUGGAACGCGUGGAAGAGCUCGAAAGUGUAUAACUGGACAGUGGACGAGGUGGUGGAAUGGCUGGAAGCCUACGUGGAGCUGCCACAGUACGUGGAGGCUUUCCGCAAAAUGAGCUUCAACGGAACAUCCAUGCCUCGUCUGGCUGUGAAGAACUCCACUCUCACAGUGACCGUGCUGAAGAUGCUGGACCGCAGUCACACUCAGAAACUUCAGCUGAAGGCCUUGGACACUGUUCUCUUUGGAGCCCCAAUGAUGAACAGCCACAACCAUUUGAAGGACUUCAUGCUGGUGGUGUCGAUAGUCAUUGGUAUGGGUGGCUGCUGGUUUGCUUACAUCCAGAACCGCUACUCCAAAGAUCACAUGAAGAAGAUGAUGAAAGACCUGGAAGGUUUACAGAGAGCUGAGCAGAGCCUCCAUGACCUCCAGCAAAAGCUGCGAAUCGCCCAGGAGGAGCACCGCACGGUGGAGGUGGAGAAGGUAAACCUGGAGCAGAAACUCAGGGACGAGAUUAACUCUGCCAAGCAGGAGGCUCAGCGGCUGCGGGAGCUGCGGGAGGGAACGGAGAACGAGCUCAGCCGGCAGAAAUACGCCGAGGAAGAGCUGGAACAGGUACGCAUGGCCCUGAAGAAAGCUGAGAAAGAGCUGGAGUCGCGGAGCAGCUGGUCUCCGCCUGAAGCUCUGCAGAAAUGGCUGCAGCUCACACACGAGGUGGAGGUGCAGUACUACAACAUCAAGAAGCAGAACGCCGAGAAACAGCUGCUAGUCGCCAAAGAGGGGGCGGAGAAAAUAAAAAAGAAGAGGAACACGCUGUUCGGGACGUUUCACGUGGCACACAGCUCCUCACUAGAUGAUGUGGAUCACAAAAUCCUGGCCGCUAAGCAGGCUCUGGCAGAGGUAACAGCUGCUUUGCGAGAGCGGCUGCACCGGUGGCAGCAGAUCGAGAUGCUGACAGGUUUCACAGUCGUGAAUAAUCCGGGUCUGCCCUCGCUGGCCUCCGCCCUCAACCUCGACCCCAGCUUCAUGGGCGGCCGCGCCACGCCGCAGCCCUUUAUCAUGUCGGAAGACAUGGACGACAUGGACGAGGACAUCGUGGCACCCGGACCUCUGCAAUCUCCCAGUAUGAUGUCUCUUCGCCAGAGGCACAUUGACCCGCAGCUGGCCAUGGGCUCUCAGAGGUUGGUAGAGAGCAGCCACGCAGCCGGAGGGCAUCAGGGGGAGGGCAGUUCCUACCCGCCGCCAUGGCCCAGGCCCAACCUGCGCCAGUCUCACGGGCAGGUUGACACGCUGGGCCUCGCUGUCUCGCACCCCUCCAUUUUCUGCGCCUCUUCUCCUCACUAUUCCCCCUCCUCCUCCUCCUCCUUCUCGUCUUCUGCUCCUCAUUCCUCCUUCUAUCACUCGUCUUUCCAGCCAAUGGACCCCAUCCCAGACUCUCCCCCUCGUCGCAGUAGAAGCUAUGGGGAUUUGAAUCGCUCCGAUUCGGACUCCUCCCUGUCCGUAUCUCAGACCAGCGAACAGCUGCGCCUGUCAUUGAGCUCCAAGACUCCUCCCAUGAAGCCCACGUCUCUCCUCCACGGUUCCUACUCGCGCUCCGAGGAGUCUGCUCCCUUCCACACCCCCAACGGAGGAAACAGAGUCGCUGACUCGGGUGGCUCUCCUGACGGAGGCUCCGACAGCCCCAUCCUGAUGAAAAAGAUCUACGGCAUGGGGAAGUCAGCAAGCAUGAGCGAGAUCCACGGCUCCAUGUCGGAAUCGUCACGCUCCUUAAGCCCGAACUCGACCGAGCCGGACACGCCGUCUCCUACAGCGCUUCCUGGGAUAGCGGCGAUGAAGAGCGGGAGCCGCCUCCCUCAGAUCUCGUCGAAGAAAAGCCCGCUGGAGGAAGACAGCGGCUCCACAGGCGAAGACACUGACUCCACGAGCCGCAAGAAACACACCCCGUUCAAGAUCUUCAAGAAGCAGAAGAAGUAAUGAGGGUUUAGAUACACACUGCUCAAAAGGAUGCAUCUGUACUCCAUUAUUACAAUGGAUGUCCCGAUUAUUUAUGUAGUGGCACACGCAAAUGCCUUGGCGAGGAUUUUGUAGGUACUUCUCAUAGGGGACUUCAGGAGGUGUUCUUGUUAUUUUUAUUCCUCUCUUUCUCAGUCGUUUUGUUUUUCUUCAGAGGAUUUAACUCCAGGAUGUCAGUGGGACGUGGGAAUGUAAAGUUAUUUAUUCUACAGCAGGCAAUGCCACAUUGUUUCUCCCCAGACUCUUGCUGUUCUCCUUGUACCCUCCUGAUCGGCUUGCAUGUCUUGGCUGAAAUUUUCGAAUGCUCUUAAGUGUUUGCUUGGUUCUCGUUUCCUGCAGCUUGAACACACAUUAUCAGGUGUUCUCUUUCUGAUAGCCCACUUUGUGUUUUUGUUGUUUUGUUCUUUUGUCCUGGGAAAUUUUAAUUAAUGGACGUUUUAAAGCAGUGUGUGUGAUCAGUGCUAGUCAUAGGCCAGGGGAGCAAAAAAAUAAAAUAAUAAGAUAAGGGCUGAAUCAUGUUUGUGAAAUCCUCCUUAAAUCUGUUGCACUACUGCUGAAUGUUAGCGAAUUGGUUUUGCAGUAAUUAAAAGAGUACCUCUUAUGUCAGGGGUUUCCGAGUCGUGGAAUAGAGACGGAUAUGAAAAGUGUAAAUGGUCUUGAUCAUUCCAGCUCAUCUUAAAGGACCAUGUGCGCUGUGGGUUGUGCUUAAAUGCACCACAUGACUGUGCUUGGUAGUGAUUUGUGAUUUUUCUCUACCGUGGAUUGAAAGAGGUUUUGGACUGUCGAUUAUUUUUGACAGUCUAAAUGAGUGUUAAAGCUGAAUCCAUGCCUUGUAGACUAGAUCUAAAUAUAUCCCUAAAGUGUCUUGUACUUUGACGCCGGCCAUCUAAAGGCAGAGAAACUAACAUUGUUAAAAAUAUUAAAGUUCCACCUUAUGUAUUUAAAAACGACAAAGUGCCAAACCAAAGAUGGACUCCACCAAAUUAUAUAGUUGGUUAAAACUGGUGUGAUUAUAAGUUAGUCUGAUUCUAAUAGCUCUAAGUCAGAGGUUUUCUCAACACUUUGCUUAAACUUGGUGUUCAUAAGGCUGUGUAGCACCUAUGUAAUCCCUGUGACAACUGAAACAAACUUAGAUUUAUACAUCAUUUAUAAAAGCUAACUCCAACAGGUGUCUCCUGGUAUAACGUUUGGUAUCGUCUGUUAUCAAGCUUGUGUAUUGUUGACAUUAUUAGAGAUAAGCUGUUAUAAAGAUGAUAAAGUUGUCACGAAACUUUGACUUUAGUAACAUUGACACAAGAAAGCACUGGCUGUCUCAAAGCUGAGUUAGUUAGUGAGAUGUUAGCUGUCAUAAAGAUGAUAAAGUUGACAUAAGGUAUCCGCUGUUAUGAACUUGACAUUGAGGUGUCGUCUGUCAUAAAGUUGACAUAAUGGGAGGUGAGCUAUUGUAAAGAAGAAAGGUGACAUUAGGUGUCACUGCUAUAAAGUUGACUUAAUGAGGUGUCAGCUGUUGUAAUGUUGACAACGCUGACAUAACAAGGUAUUAACUGCUUAUAAAGAUGACAGUGUGACAUAAGGUGUCAUGUGUUAUAAAGUUGACACACUGUAGAGAAGUUGACAUAACCAGGUGCCUCUGUUAUGAAGUUGACAGGGAGGUGUUGGCUGUUAUAGAGAUGACAUAACACACAAAACAAGUUACGUCGAUGACGUACAUUUGUUGACAUAAACCUGUUAUGCCAUUCAUGUUAUGACUCUGUAGCUCUGUGUACGUCUGUUAUGGCAUACACAUGAUGCUAUGUCAAGUGAGGUUAAGUGAAUCUCAUAUUUCUGCUUAGAUGAUGUUUAUGAAUAGUUGACGUAAGGGCAUUGACAUAAGACUGUAAUGACUGGAUUACGAAUAUUUUCUCUGUCACUUAAGUAAGUUUAUUUACAUUCUUACUUAUAUAUAUUUUUUUUAAUUAGAGUUUUGAUCUUUGACAUCAGUCAGUUGUUAUAACAGUCCAAAGUCAGCCACGACACUCCAAUUCACAUGACUUGGGUGUCAGUCAGACUGACAGCAGAAUUGACUAAGCUGCUCUUUAUGACAGCUGAUAUCAGUUGGAAGAAGCCUUCAUAAAUGUUUUUUUAGGGUUUAUUUAUUUAGUUGUUAUGAAAGGCCUACGUAGGUUUUAUAUAUCUCUAUGAACACCAUCCUUAAGUCAAGUGUUCCCAAGGUUUGUUUACAUGAAAUCCUGUUUAAAAAAAUUGCCAGCUGAUGCAGAUUUUUAAAUUGUGAUUGUUUAUAGUUCUCCUUUACCAUGUCUAGUGUCUACAUGUCUCUGAGCUCAUCACCGAGGCAGCUUCAAGGAGGACUAGAAAUGAUUUUGAUGCUAAAUUCAGUUCUCAGCUCUGGCACACGGAACAUCGGCACUAUGCAGUUUUUUUCCCCCGCAGAACCCUAGACAUUUUACUGACCGCUAUAUUGUUCACAUAUUUGUUUCCCCCGAGUCCUGGACUAACCAAAGCAAGCGCUGCACGAGACACCAGCUUCUCAGCCGUGGACUUCUUGGUGGAAAACAGGAACUUUUUUUUUUUUUUCUCCCAACUGUGAAAGAUGGUACGGUUGUAAAAGUCUACAUAACAAAUGUAUAUCAGUCUAAAACAGGAAUGCACUCUUGAUCAAAUGUGUCCAUGCAUCAUUUGUACCUCUUUGCACGAAGAAGCUGUAAAAUGACUUUCUGCUGUUGGUGAGUGAGCGAGUGUGUGUACGUGUGCGUCUCAUUUCAGUAAACAGCACUUCAUUUCUGCAUUGAUGCAUGUUACGUACCUGCUGCAAUACCGGUUCACAGACACGAGGAGCGUUCCCGACUCCUGGUUACACCCCAGCGAUUUCCUACUUUAAUGUCUCCCUUUGAGCUUCUAUUUAUGGUUAUAUACAUUUGUACAGAAAGCAAAGGCGGGGGAAUAUUUUGCAUCAUCUGUAGUGUUGAGGACUGUAGUCCAGGUCUUGGGAAUUUUAUGGCACUCAUGCAUGAAAGCAAUAAACGGUUUUAAAGAAAAA